ACGCAAAAAAUAAAUUGAAACGCCAAGCACGGUUGCCUCCCACGGCUGCACACCGCCACGCUCCCAACUUCGCAGCAGGUCACCUGAGAAAACAACACCCACCGCACCACCGGAACAGCACUUCAACACCGCACCACUCAACCACCGGAGUAGCGCCGCUCAACCACCGCACACGACGACGGUGAUCCACACACGGAGCUCUCACUAGUCAGAGUAACCGAUUCACCCAACCACCGUGAGAACGAACGCUCUGCAAAGCACAGAAAACAGGUAUUUGAGAGAGAUAGCAAACACAGCCAAUGAACAAGACCACAGACUCGUGGGAAAUCCUUCACAUCCCAGACAAGCCUCCAACGCCGCCUGACCAACAACCCACCGUGAAUGUUUUUGCUUCAGUUAUUGAGCCAAAGCUCACCAACACUUUGGUAAGGCGUUUAAAUCAGAUAGCGCCACUGGAGGCUCUCCGCCAUGUGAAGCGUGUGCAGAAGAAAUAUCUUGAAGGAGGGAAAACUCAGUUAUCAGUGAUCUUAUGUCUGGCAUGUGAAAAUGACAAUCAGUUGGACAGUAUGCCGCAUGGUGUACAGGAGCUGGUCAAUUUCUACCAGUUGAGUCCUUUUAUUACAAAAGUUUGCAAAUUUGAUGCAUUAUCAAAGGAAGAGUGGGAAGAACAAUGCAAGCUUUGGCCAACAUCAUAUCAUCCACCAACUUACAAUAUUGAUGGCAUCACUGGAUUUGGCCAAGAGGACUCGCAAUCCGUUUUCAGCUUCAUGAAAUUUGCUGUUGAGUUGGCAAAAUCUGAUCAUGGUUUGGUAGUGAAUGCUGCAGUGAUUGUGGAUCCUUCAGUUAAGCAAGUAAUUGCUAGUGCAUGUGAUGAAAGUUGCUGUUGGAAUACUCCCACAAACAAAACCAGCAUUCGACCUUGCUCCUUGAAACAGCCAGAAGCUUGUAUUUCCCAUCCUGAUUCCAAUAUAGUAGUAACCCAUGACAGUUUACUUCCAAAUGGUUCCACCACUAAACUUGAACAAUUAUGUACUGGUGUUUCUUGUUUAUACCCUUGGCAGUGGUCUGAAAAACAACCACAUACACCAAAUUCUUGUUAUUGGCACCCUUUACGACAUGCUGCACUUGUAGCCAUUGAAUCCUCUGCAGCUAGAGACAGGCAACUUUUCUCUGGUUUGGGAGACUUUGAAGAUAAAUCUUCUGAGUUGGAUCAUAUGCAGUCUUCUUUCACAAGCUCUCCAGCUAAAAGACAAAAAAUCAAUCUUAACAAUGUUGAGGAUGAUGAGAAACUGGAUACUCUUACUGAAGGGCAUCAUUGUAUAUCAGCCAGACCUUAUCUAUGUACUGGGUAUGACAUCUACCUUGUUUGGGAGCCAUGUACAAUGUGUGCAAUGGCACUUGUUCAUCAACGAAUUAGGCGCAUAUUUUAUGCUUUCCCAAAUCUCAAUGCUGGUGCCUUGGGCAGUGUUUACAGAUUACAGGGAGAGAAAAGCUUAAAUCAUCGCUUUGCUGUUUUCAGAGUCUUGUUGCCUGAAGAAGUGCUAGAUGUGAAACUUUAACCAAACUUUAACGGUUGUCAAUUCUUGAGUAGGUGCGGCUCCUGAAAAUGCUAGGGAUGCAUCAACUGAUCAACAUUUCCCCAUAUAUGACAUUCAUGCAAUGAGAUUAAUGUGAUUUUUCA
Corylus avellana is the source of this 1681-nucleotide messenger RNA. RefSeq names its product Cytidine/deoxycytidylate deaminase family protein. Gene Ontology annotation, cellular component: nucleus; cytoplasm. Gene Ontology annotation, biological process: tRNA wobble adenosine to inosine editing. NCBI's taxonomy places the organism in Eukaryota, Viridiplantae, Streptophyta, Magnoliopsida, Fagales, Betulaceae. Gene Ontology annotation, molecular function: tRNA-specific adenosine-34 deaminase activity. The record is from RefSeq and is a predicted model, not a curated record.